UGGUCGCGCACACAGGCUGCAGAAUUCAUUAUGUGAGAAAUGAGAGGGGCUUGGUUGCGCUUCUUCUUUACGCUUCGCCUGCCUCGGCAGUGAAACUGACAAAGACCCCGGCGCUGGCUAGCACUUCUCCAGCCUGCAUUCCGCGUCGCCCCCCUUCACCUCCCGCUCCGAGAAUGCUUGUUAUUUUUACUCGUUCUUUCUGAGGAAAGGGAGUCUGUGGGGGGGGGGACCUUCCUGGGACAAGGCGACGCAACACGAUUCGUGGGGCAGGGUGGAUUAAGAAACCGCUCGCCGAGGAGAGGAGCAGGGGGGGGAGGAUGACCCGCCGAUAGAGACCCCCUGCUACACCACGGAGCAACACUGCUGCUUUCGGAAACACGAGGGGACCAACACAUCCAACUAAACAAAGAGGGCGAAGACAUCACCACGACGGCACGAUGCGAAAAAACACCGGGAUAAUCUGAAUGUUCAGUUAGUCUUUCAGACACCAGCCAGCCCGUGGAAGGCGUGAAACAUCACAAUGAUUCAUAAAGCCCAGUGGUGAUCAGGGCAGCGGAGUAACGGAGUGGACAGCACAUUCAUUCUCCACCCCAGCCUACAAGCCGGGUCUUGAUUUUGAUUUAUUUUUGUAUUUUGUUUUUUUUUUCUGUCAUUGAAGCUUCCCUGGAUAAAUCUUUCCUUUUUGUUUCAACACACACCAUGGGGAAGUGUAACGGCAGAUGUACUCUGGUUGUCAUAUGCGGUCUGCAACUGGUAGCGGCCCUGGAAAGACAGAUUUUUGAUUUCCUGGGCUACCAGUGGGCGCCGAUAUUGGCUAACUUCCUCCACAUCAUGGCGGUCAUUCUGGGCAUCUUUGGCACCAUGCAGUACAGAUCUCGUUACCUCAUCCUGUAUGCGUUGUGGCUGGUGCUGUGGGUGGGAUGGAAUUCGUUCAUCAUCUGUUUCUAUCUGGAGGUGGGACAUCUCUCUCAGGACCGGGAUUUCCUGAUGACCUUCAACACCUCAUUGCACCGGUCCUGGUGGAUGGAGAAUGGACCGGGCUGCCUGGUCACCCCAGUGCUCAACUCCAACUUGGCACCAGAUGACCACCAUGUGAUCACAGUGUCAGGCUGCCUGCUGGACUAUCAGUACAUUGAGGUGGUCAGCAGUGCUCUGCAGGUCUUCCUGGCUCUCUUCGGCUUUGUGUACGCAUGUUACGUCAGCAAAGUGCUGCUGGACGAUGAGGACAGCUUCGAUUUCAUUGGCGGGUUCGACUCCUACAGCUACCACCCCCCUCAGAAGACAUCUCACCUUCAGCUGCAGCCUCUCUAUACGUCUGGGUAACUCGUCCAGAUUAAGAACACUCACACCCUCUGGGAAAUCCCUCUGAGCUGAAAACACAGGUGGAUGGUGGUGGUGGGUCUUUCUGCCAUCUCCAGUGCAUGAGAACUGAGGUCUGGGGGAAGGCAGCGCUGCAACUUUUUUUUUAAAUUGUACAAUUGUGUUAUUACCUCUGCCACUUUCCUGAGCGAACGAUAACAUGGAGGAGAGGUCAACCCGGGGAGUGUAUGAGUGCCACCUGCUGGAAGCCAGGCUGAACUGCACCACAUAUGAAUAACAGAGUUCACUCCCAGCCUUCAGACAGAACUAAGCUCUUCAAAACCACAUUGAGGACCAAGCUGAGGAAUAACAUCUUUUUUAUUUUAUUUUCUAAAUGUGUCAGAAUGUAUUUUUUGUUGUUUUUAUUCUGUGUGGUAUAGAUACUUUUUCAAUGCAGAUUUAACAGGGUUAUAGAUGUGAGGGUGGGUGGGCUGGGUUAUGUGAAGCCUUUACUAGUGCAGAGUAUUUUACUGGUUUUUCAUUACACAUCUUCCCAGUGGUUAACAGUCGUUCUGACAGACCAGAAGUGUGGGAUGAAAAAAGAUAAACAUUGAUACAUUCACAGACAAAAAAACAGACAGUGACUUAAUAAAAACUUCCAGGUUACCAUACCACAUUUUCAGACCCUGCCAUGUUCAGACAGCCUUGCAGGAUUCAAACUGAUGUUUUUAUAUUCGUUGGUUUUACAGGUAAAUCCUUGUAAAAUCACAAUUCAUAUUUGUGAGGAUGGAUUGCUCCAGAAUCCAAAAAGUAACCUAAAGAUUUAACCUUGGAGAUCCUGGAUUGAGCGAAGCAUGUUUGUAAUUCACCCUGGCUCUCUGUAAACACUUUCUGCACAUGAAAAUCAAUUUCAGCUCCUUGCACAGCUCUGAAAGCUCGUGUUCUGAAAGGGGGUGGGAACAGAGCUGUGCUGAUACGUGACAGAAAGUCUUCAGGUCCUGUGAUGGCCCGGGGAACAGGAUGCUGGUAUUGAUCGCAGGUUCAAGUCAAGGCGGCUCUUGAACUGUGGAGCAGUGAGAGCUGAAUGAAAGGAAAAUGAAUAAACCUCUACCCAUAGCCCCGCUUUAGCGGAUUAUAGGUAUAUUUGUAGCUGUAGCUAUAGUUUAUUAACCCUUUGCAGUUCAUUAACUUGAGACGUGCUGGCCUUGUUUGACUGAUAGGAGCACUCAGUACUAUGGCAAAAUGUUUUUCAGAGUAAAUCAGGGAUAUAUUCAAUAAAUCAAGCAUUACAGAAUGCUCAGUGAGCAAACGCAGUAACAGAAUGCUCCUUUAUUUAACCUUUGGCUAACAAUGUCAGGAGGUGCCUCUCCAGGUCUCUCUACACUGGAAGCUUAAAAACUGAGGAACCGAUUAAUGUAAGGAGAUACCCAGUUGUCCCUUUUCCCCUUAAAAGACAUAACAAACACUUAAUGCAAAACCUAUUUGACCAUGUUGACUGCAUGGCUACAUUCCCUGCCUUUUCUUUCUUCUUCAGUCUGCUCAUGUCAGUCCCAAUGGGGCCAGGAGAUCUGAAGAGUCGAAAACAAGACAAAUUGAUAUUUUUACAGAUUCGUUUCUUUGCUUUUUAUUUCCAGACGGUGGUGGUGUUGUACACACGCUACUGUGAAGUCAUUAAUUUAUGUAUCUCUGUGAUUCAGUUUCUCUGUUUACAAAACAUCUAAACAAUACGAUUCUCCAGUUAUGAUUGUUAAGAUUUAUCUUGGCCCAAUUAAACAUAGUAAAUUAUACACACUGAUCCUAAUUCUGGCAGAUUAACAUGUUCAGGUCUGGACAUGAAUAUAUUUUGUUUUUCACUCACCACUGUUAUCUCCUAACCUUAUUGACAGAGGUUCAAUAACCUCUGUCAAAGUGUCUCGGCACAGUGCUCUGCUAAUUGAAUGCACGCUAUUGGAACUAAAAAAGGACACACUAGAACAAUAACCGAGUUGUUGUCUGUGAUCUCACUAUUUAGAUCUAGAUUAUCUUUCUGCUGUAACAUUUCCAAAAACAUGAGGUUUGUCUGUGAUGCUGUGUAGUUCAAUGUGGACACAAUUUCUCACACUUCUUUGUGUGAAUUGCUGAUGGGCACAUUUUUAAGAGGAAAGGGCAGAUGUUUCUUUUUUUCUGUGUAUUAUGAAUGGUACAAUGGCUCCCUCUCCUGUCCAGAGUCUGUUCAAUCAGUCAGUGGCUGCUCAGGACUAAACAAGAUAUCAUUUGGUUAUGUGGGACCAGGUUUGGACUGCAAAGGGUUAAAGAACAGAGUCACACAAAGCCAGUUGCGUGUGUUUUAGAAUUCUAGGGAGUCUAGAACUCUUGGUGUUUAGCUAUGACUUUCUAUGCAGUAUCCACUUUACUAUGUGGAGGUUCUGAAGUGUCACAUCUGGAUCCAGACUGCAAUCCCUAAAUAGACUGAGUGUCGCAAGUCAUAAAAAAAGUUAGUUUUUAUUUAAACUGAAUGAAACAUGAAAGUAGAGGGAGACAGUUUAUUUGUUCAAUUUGUGGAGUCUUCAUUGCCAUACUGACUUGACCAGACCUUAAUAUGCAGGUUGUCUUCGGGCAUUAGGAGAAUCAGUCACUGCAUCUCUCAUUUUAAACUGGUCCCACAGACGCUUCACAAAACGUUUCCCUGGGAUGGAUAAUGCCAGAAGAGAAUGAACAGUUGACUGAGAUGCCCUCAGAAUUGCUGGAAACAAAAGAUUAGCUUUGAAAAUCAGACUCAUGCCAGUUGUAGGAGUGUUAUUGGUCUGUGCUCUGGUGCUUCCUCAUUGUCACUGGGGAGUUCUAAGCAGCUCUUGUAUAAUAUAAGUAUGUGACUUGAAUUGGGCUUUUGGUUUCGUUGCACCUGAUCUUGAAAUCAUUGAUUUUGAUUUUAUGUUCAAAUAAAUUGAUAUGGAACAGGUUAUUGAUAUCAAUGAGAACUGUACACCUUAAAGACUACAACUGGUCAACUAUAUGAAUUACAAGCAUAUAGUGAGGGAAACGCAUUGUGUCCAAACCACUGUUUUUUCCUUAAUAUUUCAUUAAACUGACCACCCAAUCAAAUCCAGCAACAAGGACACCAACAGUAAUACUGCCAUUUAAAGGGAGCACAGCUGUUUGUGUUUGAAGAUAAAUCUGACACUAUUUUGACUUGCUCUCAAACAGGAUAGAUCAAUCUUUUCUUGUUUUUCUAUUCUGUCCUGCAAUGGGAAUGAGUGUCAUAAGUGCCAAAAGAGUGAAAUGUACUGUAUGUCACAGAAAUAGUGAGCAUUCUGAAGCUUUGUUCUUUGUGAAUUAUUCAGAUAUCUUCCAGGUUGUCUUGGAUGAUCAUUACAGGUCAUCCCUAAAUGAAGUGGAGGACAGAUUCCACAGGCUUCCUAAAGCUGAGUGGUUUACCUUUAUUGUACUGUGUCUAACAGUGACUUUGGAAUGGAUGGAAGACUAAAUUAGACCUUGUUUAGAACUGUCCUGGGAAAGAGAGCAAGUCCUAUUGGCCUCCAGUGAGGUUGGGAGAGAGGGUCCUUAGAGAAACAGAGCCUUUCUUCAGCUGUUUAUUGAAGGAUCCCAGAAUUUUGGCUUCAACAACCUGUCUGGACAUCCACUUUUUGGGUGAAGAAGUGACCAGAUGCCCAGGGGAUUUCUGAUGAAGCACUUCUUUUUAACUUUGUGACUAUUAGGAGCAGGCAGAGCUGGGACAUCCUCUCAAUACCCCCAGCUAAUCCAGUGAACUCCAGUGUGCCUGUUGGUCACAAUAGCGCACCAGAGACCAUGCAUGGAGGUGCUAUGAUAUCCGAAUAACACUCAGGGGUAGCCCUCCUCCUUCUGUACCAUCACAUGAAAAAUGCACAAAAACACAUUUGGGGGGACCCCAAACCCCAGCUAGCUCUUAGUUGUCCCAUUGGCCACCCCCACCAAACAAAACCUGCUGUCCAGGCCAUGUGCCAGUGUGGCAUAGCUUGUUCUCUGCCUGAGAAUCUGUGUAAUCCCUGUAGAGGGGGUGAGAUAUUUAUGGGAGCAGGCGUAAAGCAAAAAUAUUUUUUUUUAAAUAAAUCCGUGAUCGGGACAGGUACAGCUCCGCUCUGUCGGGUUCGGAUCAUUGUCGCAUUGUCGAUCAUUGGGCUCACAGCCACAUAGUGCUACUGGGACAGACAAAGACAAACCCCACCGUGAGAGAAUUCUACACUAUCUAGGUUUCAAGGCGGGUGAUGUAACCAUCUGUAACAGGCUCUGUGCCACUCAGUUCUGCUCUGUUACAUCGCACAGAACGUUGUUGUGCUGUCUGAUUUGAUAGACAGUCCGCAGAGAUGACAAGUCAUUUAUGAUUGAUAGGAUUGCAGUCAUGAUUAAUUGCACUAAAUCUCACAAACUCAUUUAAAAAGCUUAGAAAAGUACUGUGUACGGAUAAACUGGCUCCCAAUGAAUUUCAUGUAUUGAAAAUUAAAGUUCAGGUAGGACAUUAUCAUCCUGAAAACCCUUAUGCACAUUACAGAAUGUGUCCAUACCACCAGUACCGAAGACUUCACAGCCAUUUCCUAUUCAGUUCAGUUUUUUUGUCAUAUGCACAAGUGCAAUGAGAUGCUUAUUUGCAAAUAGUAAAUUUUAUUUACAUUCUGUUACCACUCACCUCUCCACGGCACAGGGGACUUGAAAAAUGGAAAUUGGACACAAUUGGACAGUUUUUAGUUCCCAGGACAGUUCACUUAGUGUCUGGUCAGAAAUAUUUAAAACCUCAAGUUUGCAGCCUUUUCAAGCACAGAGUAUGUGCAACAAAAAUGUCCGGUGUGGUUUGUAUGUAAAUUUUAAGAAUAAAAAUCUAGAACUAGAUGUGAACAUGGAUCUGUAGUAGUGUUAGGACAAUGAAAUUGGGUCUAUGUGCAUGUUAAUAUUACAGUGAGCAAGAUCUGUCUUGCUUCUGUGAAAACUACUCCUGUCUGUCUUGGUUACCUGUGUGGCUGCUGUAUUACUCUCUGUCUGAAUUUACCCUGGUAUGACUAAGACACCUGUAGCGACUUCACUCAGAGUACUUGCUAUGAGAUUUCUCGGUAUGUUUCUAUUUACAUUUUAACAGAAUACUCAUCUAUUCUUUGUGGAAGAAAAACAAAAUGCACUGUUUCUUCUUGUGAAAUUUUCCCCACAGGUUCUCAGUUUAAAUGUUGACUGUUUAAAAGGAGAAAACAACAAAAAAAGACCAUUUAGUUCCUAUUACAGAAAUUACUACUCACAUAUUGUCUCAGUGCCAUUGAGACCUGUCCUUAGUCCUGCUUUUGAUCUACAGUAUGUUAAUCAAAAGAGGUUUGUUUUUGUUUAUUUUACUGUCUUGAGUGGUAGCACUCCUGAAAGUGAACUCUCUCGUCUUUUCAGGACAAGAAGAGCAUGGAUUAAAAAGACGUGAUGACCCGUUAA
Molecule: messenger RNA, 6720 nt
Organism: Lepisosteus oculatus (spotted gar)
Lineage: Eukaryota; Metazoa; Chordata; Actinopteri; Semionotiformes; Lepisosteidae
Gene: nkain1
Product: sodium/potassium transporting ATPase interacting 1
Biological process (GO): regulation of sodium ion transport
Source: RefSeq, a predicted model, not a curated record